This is a messenger RNA of Clunio marinus, 957 nucleotides long. The record is from the annotation of a GenBank genome assembly. Lineage: Eukaryota; Metazoa; Arthropoda; Insecta; Diptera; Chironomidae.
AUUGUAAAGUGCAGUUCAUAAAACAGCCAUAAAAAAGUGCUUAGUUUAGUGAGAUUAUUAAAAACUAUUGAGAAAGCAGCAUACACUAAACAUGAACUCAAAAGUUUUCGUGAUUGUUUUAGUCACUCUAAGUAUUUCCAGUAGUGUCUUGUCUGCAUCUCUUGCUAAAACUCCUAGUGAUGUUGAUCAGGUUGGAAAGGAGUUCAAUGUGCUGCAGAAAGUUUAUGAUGACUGUCAAGAUAAAGAAGAUUUUGGUGGAUGUCUAAAGACAAAAGCAUCGACUGCGAUAGAACGAGCUGUAGAUCAAGAUAUAAUUUCUCUACUUGAUGGCAUAAGUUUGGUGAAAACCAAAAGUUCAAAAUCCGAUGAAGCUCAAAUAUUUCUUGCCGAUGCCCGAGGCUUAAGCAGCCUCAGCAAAAUUGAUCAAACUCUAAUCAGAAACAUCGAGAAAUUUUUGAAUACUCAUACGAUUAAAGUAGAUUUUUCAGAAGCUCGUGGCAAGGAAAAGAAACAUUAUCGUUAUGUCAUUGCUGCUGUAUUAACAGCAAUGGGAAUAGCUGGACCUCUUGGUUUGAAAGCUUUAGCAUUCAUAGCAGGAAAAGCUUUAGUUAUCAGCAAAGUCGCGCUCACAAUUGCCGGUAUCAUCGCACUGAAGAAGAUUUUCUCGAGUGAUCAUCAUGAAGAGACAAGCUUCCAAGUCCAUGCUGGAAGUGACCACAACAGACGAAAUGCUUAUCUAAAGAAAAUUGUAGCUGCAGGACAAGCUGCUGAUCCUUUCCGUUAUUAUUACGAACAACCACUCCAAAAUCAGAUGUAAAAGUUUUCAAAAAUUUCUAAAGAGAAGAAUGCGAAAAAUCUUCGACCCCAAAACUUAAAGUCUGGAAACACACAAAAAAAAGGAAAAGUGUAAAAUUGUAAAAUGGUUAUUUAUUAAAUAAAAAAAAGUUUAUUUAUUGA